GAUUGCUCUCUCUCUCUCUCUCUCUCAUUAUCUGGAUCUCAGUAAAAUAAUCAUUGAAUUUUGAUCUGCUUCUCUUUAAGAAUAUCCAAAUAAAUUGUCCGUCUUUUCUUUAGCUUUUAGUACUGCUUUUCUCUCUUUAGGGUUUGUUCUCUUAUUCAUUCCCCUCUAAAUGUGGAAAGAUCUGCUUCUCUUUAAGAAUAUCUGUAUUCCUCGGAACCUCGCUUUUUCCACAAUCUAGAAAACCUUAUUCUCUGCUACUACUAAUACUAUAUAAUGCUUUCUGGGGCUUAUUUGAUGGGUGUUCUUGUGAGGUCGGCUAUUUGUGUUAUUUUGGUGAAGCAUUAAAAUGGAGAGAGAGGAGAUUCAGUUCAAAAAAAUCGACAAGACCUCGGCCCCGCAAAUUACCUUCUCCAAGAGAAGAAGAGAAAUCUUCAAGAAAGCUAAAGAACUCUCAGUUCUUUGUGAUGCUGAUGUUGCUCUCAUCAUCUUCUCCUCCACAGGGAAGCUCUUCGAUUUUGCCAGCUCCAGUAUGAAGAAAAUACUUGAAAAGCAUGAUUUGCACAAACGGAACAUUGAAAAGUUGGAACAACCGUCUCUUGACUUUCAGAAUGAGGGAAUGGUUAUGCAGCUAGAUGAGGACAGAAACUGCUCAAAAUUAAGCACAGAAGUGGUUGAGAGGAGCCAUCAACUGAGAUGCAACAGAGGAGAGGAACUCCAAGAAUUGAGUAUAGAAGAGUUGCAGAAGUUAGAGAGAUCACUUGAAAUCGAGUUGAGCAAUGUGAGAAAGAUAAAGGAUGAGAAAAUCAUGAAAGAGAUCAAUCAACUUAAACAAAAGGGAAUGCAACUCAUGGAAGAGAAUGAACAUCUAGAACUGCAGGUGGAGAUAUCGAAAGACAACAAAACCACUGUAGCUUCUGAUUCAGAGAACAUAGUCGAGGACGACGGGGAGGAAGGUCAAUCAUCGAAGUCUGUUACUAAUGCCCUUAACACCAAAGAUUCUGAUCACUCAUAUACGUCUCUCAAGCUUGGAUGAGUGUGUUAUAGUUUCUUUUUCAUUUUCUUAUGCUAUUACCAAGUAAAAACAAAUUCAACUAGGUAACAAUAAAUAAGCUUGGUAAUGUGAUAACUGCAAUAAAAGGCUUCUUAGCUUUACAACUUAAGGCAAGCUUGGCAAUGCGGAAUGAAUGGGGUAUAGUGUUCGACAUUGUCAA
Molecule: messenger RNA, 1211 nt
Organism: Olea europaea var. sylvestris
Lineage: Eukaryota; Viridiplantae; Streptophyta; Magnoliopsida; Lamiales; Oleaceae
Product: MADS-box protein JOINTLESS-like
Exons: 7
Coding region: 347-1033 (228 amino acids)
Biological process (GO): regulation of transcription by RNA polymerase II
Cellular component (GO): nucleus
Molecular function (GO): DNA-binding transcription factor activity, RNA polymerase II-specific; protein dimerization activity; RNA polymerase II cis-regulatory region sequence-specific DNA binding
Source: RefSeq, a predicted model, not a curated record